Messenger RNA from Neltuma alba, 966 nucleotides. Its product is annotated as pectinesterase inhibitor 11-like. Gene Ontology annotation, molecular function: enzyme inhibitor activity. The coding region runs from base 48 to 689 and encodes 213 amino acids. Gene Ontology annotation, biological process: negative regulation of catalytic activity. NCBI's taxonomy places the organism in Eukaryota, Viridiplantae, Streptophyta, Magnoliopsida, Fabales, Fabaceae. The transcript has a single exon. The record is from RefSeq and is a predicted model, not a curated record.
CAAAAGCUCCAACACAAAGAACAGUCCGACAACAGAAGCAAUCCACCAUGAUAACCGAACGCCUUCAUCUCCUCUUCCUCUUCCUGGCCACCGCCUCAUUCCACUGCCUCCGUCAAUCCGGCGCGCGCACCAUUCUAGUCGACCCCACCACCGACUCCAACCCCAGCGCCGCCACAUUCAUCCGCACAAAUUGUAACGCCACCCUCUACCCCGGCCUCUGCUACUCCUCCCUCUCUCCCUACUACAACGCCAUCCAACAGGACUCCGGCAAGCUCGCUCGCGUCGCCAUUGCGUUGACCCUCACUAAGGCCCACCGCAUGACCUCCUACCUCUCCGGCCUCUCUCGCGACGCCGACUACAGCACCAACUCCCGCGCCGCCUCAGCUCUCCGGGACUGCUUCACCAACCUUGGGGACGCCGUCGACGAAAUCCGCGGCUCGCUCAAGCAGAUGCGCCAGUUAGCCAUCAUGGGUGCCGGCGGCGAGCAGUUCAGGUUCCAGAUGAGCAAUGUUCAGACGUGGAUGAGCGCAGCACUGACGGACGAGGACACGUGUACGGACGGAUUCGAGGAUGUGCCGGAAGGUGCGGUGAAGACGGACAUAUGUGAUCGGAUGAACUACUUGAAGGAGUUCACCAGUAACGCCUUGGCGCUGGUGAAUAGUUACGCGAACAAGGAAAUGCGUUAUUAGAUAUUACUUUCAAUAAUUACUACUAAUAAUUAGUUAUUAAUAUGUAGCAGUAACAGUGAUUAGGGUUCCAUCCUUAAUUUUCCUUCCAACUUUACUGUUUACAUGGUGAUUUUCUGUUCUUGUUUUGGUGAACGUGUGAAAAGUGUGUCCCUCUUUAGUUAAGUCAAAUGUGAAUUAUGUGUAUCGCAUUCUUCUGUUUUUAAUUUCUCUCAAAUAUAUAUUGUACCCUUGAUUAGUGGUUGUGUGGCAUUUUUGUCUCUUUCGAAAUUAUGAAUUA